Messenger RNA from Sinocyclocheilus grahami, 1054 nucleotides. RefSeq names its product DDB1- and CUL4-associated factor 8-like. The transcript is spliced from 7 exons. Gene Ontology annotation, cellular component: cytoplasm; Cul4-RING E3 ubiquitin ligase complex. Gene Ontology annotation, molecular function: protein binding. Lineage: Eukaryota; Metazoa; Chordata; Actinopteri; Cypriniformes; Cyprinidae. The annotation marks the transcript as partial. The record is from RefSeq and is a predicted model, not a curated record.
UAUUAAAAUAAGCACCGUAAAACCACAUCAGUGGUUUAGCUGCUGUCUUAUUUGUUAUUUUCUUUUUUUAUUGGGUUGUUGUUGUUAGCCAGAAACCUCUUUUUGUGUGGAUCCACUAAAGGUGUUAAAUCCUAGUUUCAGAUGUCCAGAAGAAGAUUUUAAAAUGUAUACAUUUAAAUCAAUGCAUCCUCUUUAUUUUGUAUUAUUCUGUCCCCAGGCAAAGUUCCUCCCACACAGUGGUGACUCCACUUUGGCCAUGUGUGCCCGAGAUGGACAGAUCAGAGUGGCUGAGCUUUCUGCCACACAACGUUGCAAGAACACCAAAAGAGUGGCUCAGCACAAAGGUGCAGCUCAUAAGCUUGCACUGGAGCCAGACUCUCCCUGCUCUUUCCUCUCCGCUGGUGAAGAUGCAGUAGUGUUCGGCAUUGACCUGCGUUUAGACAGACCUGCCAAUAAACUGGUGGUGGUGAAGGAAGGUGAAAAGAAGGUGGGGCUUUACACCAUUUUCGUGAAUCCAGCCAACACUCAUCACUUUGCUGUAGGUGGAAGAGACCAGUAUGUCAGGAUCUAUGACCAGAGAAAAAUAAAUGAACACGAUAAUAAUGGUGUGCUGAAGAAGUUUUGUCCCUCUCACUUGGUGUCCAGCGAGUCCAAAACAAAUAUUACCUGUUUAGUGUACAGCCAUGACGGCACAGAACUGCUGGCAAGUUACAAUGAUGAGGACAUUUACCUUUUUGACUCCAGCCACAGUGAUGGAGCAGAUUACCGCAGGAGAUACAAGGGUCACCGCAACAAUGCUACAGUGAAGGGAGUUAACUUUUACGGUCCCUGUAGUGAGUUUGUUGUCAGUGGCAGUGACUGUGGACACAUCUACCUGUGGGAUAAAAACUCUGCUCGUGUGGUUCAGUUUAUGGAGGGAGACCGGGGAGGAGUGGUGAACUGUCUGGAGCCACAUCCUCAUCUUCCAGGUUUAGCCACCAGUGGUUUGGACCAUGAUGUGAAGCUAUGGGCACCCACUGCUGAGAAUCCCACAACACUAAAGGGACUUAAAGAG